Messenger RNA from Actinia tenebrosa (Australian red waratah sea anemone), 3205 nucleotides. Its product is annotated as cytosolic carboxypeptidase 2. Lineage: Eukaryota; Metazoa; Cnidaria; Anthozoa; Actiniaria; Actiniidae. The record is from RefSeq and is a predicted model, not a curated record. Gene Ontology annotation, molecular function: zinc ion binding; metallocarboxypeptidase activity. Gene Ontology annotation, biological process: proteolysis.
CUACAACGAACCGCGUGAAAACCGAAAACUGCACAAAAUGUUGUUAAAUUUUUCCCCUUUUUUUCAAAAACUACGCUUCAAAAUUACAAGGAUAUAACUCAGUAGUAUUUAUUACAGGUUAUUCUAGAGGAAAUGGCUAAAUCAAUGACGAUCAAGUGUAUAUAACAGAAGUACUUAGCUUACAAUGGGCGCUAAGUGUUGUUGUCAACAAUCCAGUUCAAAAAGAUUCAAAGAGUUUGAAGUAUUGGAAUGAAGAUAUUUGAAGCUAGAAUGCGAAGAAGAGCAAGCUAAAUGAAAGAUAAAGUGUUAGAGGAGUCUUCGGACAGCGAUAAUGGAACAAAUGGGAAGAUAAAGGCGGUCAAAUCGCCUCCUAGACGAUUGAAAUCUGUUGACAUUACAGAUUAUAAAGUGUUUGAAGAAGAAAAGCGCACCACCCAACUGGUAUACAGCUACAAAGGAGGAAAAAGGGUACCCAAGUUAAGGGAACCUCGUAAUUUGUUUGCAUUUAAUGAAGAAAAGGGCCUUCAACCUCCAAGAUGGCCAUCAGAGAUGAGAGUCAUAAGCACGAGACCAAGGUUUAUUGAUUAUGCACCCAAAAACCCUGAACCAUUUUGGAAACAAGACAAAGUGGACGUUGGUAUCACUCUAAGGAAGACAGCAGAUGAAGCGGGAGAGUUAGUAUAUGAUAAUCCACAACCAGCAGAUAAGUAUUUUACAAAGUCCAAAGUUGGGGGUCGUACAGUAUCCAGUGAUCCAUUCUAUAAGCUCCAGUCUCCUGAGGAUGACACACUGCUGUUUGAGUCAAAGUUUGAAAGUGGAAACCUGAAGAGGGCCAUCAAAGUGGGUAAAUAUGAGUAUCUGCUAUGGAUGAAGACAGAUCUGUACACCAUCAAGCACACACAGUGGUUUUUCUUCAGGAUACGCAACACACAACCUGGUGUUACGUAUCAAUUCACUAUUAUAAACUUUAUCAAGUCCAACAGCUUGUACAAUGAUGGCAUGCAGCCUCUGUUUUACUCAGAGAUGGACGCCUACAAGAAUAAAAUUGGUUGGGUUAGAAAAGGUGAAAAUGUCAAAUACUACAAGAAUGAAAUGAGGCGUGAACAUACAACCAAGGAUCGUUAUCACUAUUCUCUGACUUGGACUUUCCAGAGCAAAUAUGACAAAGACACUUGUUACUUUGCACAUUGCUACCCAUACACAUAUUCAGAUCUGCAGGAAUAUCUUAUAGGAAUAAGGAAUGACCCAGUCAAGACACGCCUUUGUAAGCAGCGAGUCCUGUGCCGCACUCUAGCUGGAAACUUUGUUUAUAUUCUGACAAUCACAAACCCUUCGAGACGUCCUGCUGAUGCUGAGAGCAAAAAAGCAGUCAUCAUCACUGCCCGUGUCCAUCCUGGAGAGACAAACUCCAGUUGGAUGAUGAAAGGGCUGCUGGACUUUCUAACCAGCAAUAAUCCAGAUGCUAAGCUUCUACGAGAUACUUUUAUCUUCAAGAUUAUACCAAUGAUCAACCCAGAUGGUGUAAUAAUAGGCAACUAUCGCUGCUCCCUGACAGGACGAGACCUGAACAGGAAUUAUAAGACUGUCUUGAAAGAUUCUUUUCCACCUAUAUGGCACGUCAGGACAAUGACCAAAAAAUUACUGGAAGAACGUGAUAUCGUAUUGUACUGUGAUUUACAUGGCCACAGUAGGAAACAAAAUGUGUUUAUUUAUGGCUGUGACAACAAACACAAUCCAUUAAGGAGACUCCGAGAAAGGAUCUUCCCUAUGAUGAUGUCAAAGAAUGCUCCGUGUAAGUUUUCAUUUAAGGGAUGCAAGUUUAAGGUCCAAAAGAGCAAGGAAGGAACUGGUCGGGUUGUAAUGUGGAACUUGGGAAUUAUGAACAGCUUUACUAUGGAGGCCACAUUCUGUGGAUCAUCUCUUGGCAAAAGGAAUGGGUUCCACUUCAGUACUGUUGAUUUAGAAGCCAUGGGUUAUCACUUGUGUGAUACCCUGUUGGAUUACUGUGAUCCUGAUAGUACUAAGUAUGUCACAAUUCUGAGAGAACUGGAGGAGAUGUUUAAGGCUGAGAUGCUUGAGAAGAUGAUAAAGAAAGGCAUGGCUGCGCCAAACAUGACCACAUCAGACAUAGACAUGGACGCUAACUACACCUCAGAUAUGGAAUCAAGCACUGGUGGUUCAGACAGCUCCGUAUCAGAUGGUCUACCCAUGCACCUGAUUUACGCACCCCAUGCCAUCCAGUAUAACCAGAAUCCUAAAAUGAAGAAACUGCGAUCAAGGAAAGAGAGAAACAAGAGACGAGCAAAAGCCAUGAAAAUAAAAGAUGUUCUUCUUACUGACGUGCCCAAACCAGAACCAGAACCAGAGGCAAAGAUGUCCUACAAAAAGCAACCAAGCAACAGCCCUGCUAGACCAAAAGGUGAACAACAACAGCCAAAAGCUGAACAAGGCACACCACAUGGCUCAUCAUCUCCAAUACGUCUGUGUAGAGAACACAGUCUUCAUAACAAAGGGGUAGAAUACCUGGAAGCAGUGACCAACACCUACAUGUUAAGUGGAGUGUUGGUUUCUGAGGUCAAAACUGAAGUGCCCCAUUUUAGGUACACGGCAGGGAGCAACUACUUGAAUGAAGUGCACAGUGUGUCUAGAAAUGAGAGUAUCAGUCGGUGGUCAACACACAGCGCUGAAGCUCAUCCACAAGAAGAAGAAGAAGAAGGGAACUUUACUGUUAGUUUUCUGGCCAAACAACUGGAAAAAAACAAAGAAUGCACAGUUCCGCGGUGCAAGAGUGAUGGACGUGUAGCCUCAGCUGCACUAGAACUAGCUCGUAAGAUCACCACGUGUAACAGUCGUUAUAAAACAGAAUCAUCACCUCAGGUGGUUCCAGAAAACGAUAUCCCGAUCCUUAGGCCUGCCAGUCCUGGUCAGCUCUGGAAUAGCAAUACUUUGUGGAAUCCUUCCUGGAAGCCUCGUGGAAAGUUCUUGUCAAGUACGAAGGCGCUACUUCAUCAACAACCUAGACAAAACUUGUCCAAUACAGACCUGAGAAAUAGUUCUGACAAUCUAAGACCCGUUGUUAAAGCUACCAAAAGCCUUUUGAUGUCUACAUCUGGGACAUGGUCUGAGAAUGACUAUAUACCGGAAGUCGCGAAGAUUAGGCCCAGGAAAUCUGACGAGAAGCAGGUUCUACACCGUGGAAGGCCUG